GACAGCAAAAUUAUAUGUGUCUCUGUAGUGGGCAAUGCCCGACGACAGGAUUUGCUAGAGACUGGCCGCCAUGGAUGCACUGCGGAAACAGUUUGGGAAGUGGGCGGGCACCAAGAGACCCCGACCCGGGGCGUCGAAAGCGGACGGCAGGUCCACCACCACGAUCAGCAGCAGGUCCAUCUCUCGACAUACGACCGCGUCGACAGUUUCGAUGUCCAGGCGGCGUACCACCAGACACACCAAAGCCGUGGCCUUCGACCACAAUAAGUACACGGUGACUGGUGGCAAGGCAAAGAAAAGAGCGUCGAGGGCAUCCAGCGCAAGGAUGUCGACCGUGGAGCCCACCAUCACGAAACGAGGCAUGACCGUGGUGGAGCUGAUCGUGCCAAUUAGGGACUCGCUUGAAGGCAAAUACAACUGUGAUGCGCCACACGAGGGCCGCAAGGUGCUUCAGGAGAAACUGCGCGUCCAUGUGGAUGCUCUGUUUCAUAUGCUGUUCUCCGCCACGUCGCCCUUCUUCCAAAAAUUCCACGAGAUGCGCAAGUCGACGGAUCUGAAGUUGGGCGCGUGGCGGAAGAAUGCCGCAGGUCAGAACGAGCGCGUCAUCACGGUCACUGUCGCCCUGAAGGGCAACGUCGGGCCCAAGGUAUCGAAAGUCACCGAGACCCAGACACUGCGCGCCUGCACACACCCCGGCCAGAUGUACUCCAUCGACGCGACCAGCGUCAAUGCGGAGAUUCCCUAUGCGGACUCCUUCCUGGUCGACAUGCACCUGUGCCUGCGCGGCACCCCCGAGGGUCACACCAAAGUCCUGGUCAUGGCCCAAGUCAAGAUAAUCAAGCCAGUGUGGGCCGUGGUCCAGUCGUUCAUCGAAAAGAACACAUUUGCCGGAGUCGAGGAGUUCUUUCAGUCCCUCUACAGUGCACUGGUCAAGGAUCAGAGGAGGACCACAAUGUUGCCUGCCAGCGGUUCCACUUAUUAGAGCGGAC
This is a messenger RNA of Drosophila subobscura, 989 nucleotides long. RefSeq names its product protein Aster-B. Gene Ontology annotation, biological process: intracellular sterol transport. Gene Ontology annotation, molecular function: sterol transfer activity; sterol binding. The record is from RefSeq and is a predicted model, not a curated record. Gene Ontology annotation, cellular component: endoplasmic reticulum membrane; plasma membrane; endoplasmic reticulum-plasma membrane contact site. Lineage: Eukaryota; Metazoa; Arthropoda; Insecta; Diptera; Drosophilidae. The coding region runs from base 71 to 982 and encodes 303 amino acids. The transcript has a single exon.